Messenger RNA from Lepus europaeus (European hare), 2261 nucleotides. RefSeq names its product transmembrane protein 130 (gene TMEM130). The transcript is spliced from 8 exons. NCBI's taxonomy places the organism in Eukaryota, Metazoa, Chordata, Mammalia, Lagomorpha, Leporidae. The record is from RefSeq and is a predicted model, not a curated record. Bases 1 to 1323 code for a protein of 440 amino acids.
AUGGCCCCAGCCGUGUGGUCGCGCCUCGGCCGCCUGCUCUGGCUCGCCUGCCUCCUGCCCUCGGCGCCGGCGAGGGUGGCCGCAGGCCCGUAUGAACUCAAUCUCACCACCGACGGCCCAGCCACCACUGGAGCAGAGGUGACCGUCUCGGCCAGCCUGGUGGCCAAGGACAACGGCAGCCUGGCCACGCCCCCUGACACCCACCUGUACCGCUUCCACUGGAUCCACAGCCCGUUGGUGCUCACCAGUAAGACGGAGAAGGAGCUCACCUCCACCAUCCGCGUGCUGGGCAACCUGCCUGGCGACUUCCCUGUGUCCGUAUGGGUCACCGCCACCGACUGCUGGAUGUGCCCGCCCGUGGCCAGGAGCUUCACUGUCCUCACCAUCACAGAUUCUCUGGUGGGGACCCUCGUGGUGACCCAGAACAGCUCCCUGCCCUGGCCCAGCUCCUACCUCACCAAGACGGUCCUCAAAGUCGCCUUCUUGCUCCACGACCCCAGCGACUUCUUCAAGAGCGCCUCGUUCCUCUACAGCUGGGACUUCGGAGAUGGGACCCUGAUGGUGACCGAAGAUGCUGUGGUCUACUACAACUACUCCAUCAUCGGGACCUUCACGGUGAAGCUCAAGGUGGUGGCCGAGUGGCAGCAAGCCAAGCCGGGCGCCACCAUGGGCGUUGUGCAGAAGACCGGCGACUUCUCCGCCUCACUGAAGCUGCAGGAAACCCUUCGGGGCAUCCAAGUGCUGGGGCCCACCCUGAUCCAGACCUUCCAAAAGAUGACAGUGACCUUGAACUUCCUGGGGAGCCCGCCCCUGACCGUGUGCUGGCGUCUCAAGCCUCAGUGCCUCCCGCUGGAGGAAGGGGAGUGCCACCCUGUGGCCGUGGCCAGCACAGCUUACAACCUGACCCACACCUUCCGGGACCCGGGGGACUACUGCUUCAGCAUCCGAGCCGAGAACGUCGUCAGCAGGACGCACCAGUACCACAGAAUCCAGGUGUGGCCCUCCAGUCUCUCCCUCCCAGGCAUCCAGCCAGCCGUCUUUGCUUUUCCGUGCGCCACGCUGAUCACCGUGAUGCUGGCCUUCAUCAUGUACAUGACUCUUCGCAACGCUACCCAGCAAAAGGACAUGGUGGAGGUGGCUGAUUUUGACUUUUCCCCCAUGUCUGACAAGAACCCGGAGCCGCCCUCUGGGGUCAGGUGCUGCUGCCAGAUGUGCUGCGGGCCCUUCUUGCUGGAGACCCCGUCCGAGUACCUGGAGAUCGUCCGCGAGAACCACGGGCUGCUCCCACCCCUCUACAAGUCCGUCAAAACUUACACUGUGUGAGCGCCACUGACUCGGGCACGUGCCCCUGAGCGGCGGGGGUUCACGCGUUGUGGGGGGGGGGGUAUCUGUCUGUACAGGCCAGCGCUUGCCACCCCCUCCAGACCAUGUGCCCAUCUGUACCACAAGCCCUGCUCAGUUACCCUCAGCCCACCGCCUGCCACAGAGGACCCUGCCAACAACAGGUGUUGUCCCUGUUCCCGGACCACUGGGUCCCGCUGCGCCUCACCCAUCCCUCUCAUACUAGCCUGGCUGUCGUCUGUCCGGAGGCUGUUGGGAGUAGAUACAUAAGGAAAGAUUGCUCACUCCAUGAGUGCGGACACAGACACACACACACACACUCACACAACCACUCAGAAACACACACAGCAACACGCACUCACACAUGUCCCAUAGGCGUCUCGCUCUGUAUCUGCCGAGGCACCUGCUGGGAUGCACCUGAAUUGGAACACAAUGCAGUCUGGCCCCCUGCCCAGCUCCUACCCCCACCCCGUGCAUUGUCCCCGCAGCUCCCAGGUUGCCUCUGGAGGCCACCACCUUCCCUGCCUGUUUGCUGGGAGCUAGAGGAGAGCAGGAUGAGACUUUGCGAGUGACACAGUUUCUGUUGAGGAAAAGGAGAGGUGGAGUCCCUGGGGACCUGGAUCCCAGGGGAGCAGGUGGUAGGGUGCGGCAGCCCUGCCUUCCCAGCUGUCCCCCGGGGCGGUGGCAGGGGAGCCCAGGGACGUGGGGGAGGCCCCGCAGAGGAGAGAGCAGGUGCUAAGGGUGGUGAGGAUUGAGCUCAGGUGUGCAGCCUGCACCUGUGGGGCAGGGACGGGCAAGACAGCAGGGGCGGGGCUCUGUGGCUGUCACCGUUUGCUCUCCGAUUCUGUGCUAGAACCCACACUGCCGUGCCGUCACUUUCAUGAACCACCGCCAUUCCUGCUGGAUAAAGCUUGUGUGUU